This is a messenger RNA of Trichoplusia ni (cabbage looper), 5075 nucleotides long. Its product is annotated as probable C-mannosyltransferase DPY19L1. The record is from RefSeq and is a predicted model, not a curated record. NCBI's taxonomy places the organism in Eukaryota, Metazoa, Arthropoda, Insecta, Lepidoptera, Noctuidae. The coding region runs from base 219 to 2474 and encodes 751 amino acids. The transcript is spliced from 10 exons. Gene Ontology annotation, cellular component: nuclear inner membrane. Gene Ontology annotation, molecular function: mannosyltransferase activity.
AUGCACGAUGUUGUUGUGAAAAUAAUUUUCAAGGCUCUGGUAACAUUGAAACGGACUAUAUCUCUUGUCAAACGACCUUGUCUGCCACUGUCAAUUGUCAAACUGUCAACUUGCCGUCAUUCACUGUUUGUGGGUGAUUUUAUCAGUAGAUUGUGUCAGUCGAAAUAAAAUUAUAUUUCUUGGUUUUUAUAGCUAUUCAAUCAAGAUAUGUGUGAGAAAUGGAGGAAAAUAAAAUAGAGACGAACACUGGAAAUAAAAGAAAGUUUGCGACGCGCAAGUUCUUUAAAUUCUGCUUCAUUGUUGUCAUUGCAUUUGGCCUGGGUUACGUUCACUACCGUUACGUAUCUCACCUGUUUGAGAAUGACCGCAACUUUUCAUACCUCUCCGAAAUGGAGAGAGAGAUGUCUUUGCGGACGGAGAUGGGUUUCUACUACUCUUACUACAAGACUAUAGUUGAGGAGAGACCGUUUAUAGCAGGGAUAUCGAAGCUUAUGUAUGACAGACUGGUUGAGUAUCCCAAGGAUGUGAACGCUUUUAAUAGAUUCAAUAUACAUCCUGAGGUGAUCAUCGGUGCUCUGUACCGCUACUUCGAGCCGUACCUGAACACCACGACACACAGACAGUGCCACAUGGUCGACCGCGGCGAGGGCCUGGCCCCGGUCGAGAGCUGCGUCGGCCUGGGCCAGCCCAUCUUCUUCUAUUUGGAGGCCGUCUGGUGGCUCGCUGGCCUCACGGUGGCCGCACUGUUCUUGCAUGCUGCCGCUUUGAGUGAGAGCACGUUAGGGGGUCUGGUUGCCGUGGCUCAGUACUUCGGCAACCACGCGGAGGUGACCCGCGUGCAGUGGGCGCCCAACGAGCGCGAGAACCUCGCGGCGCCGCUGCUGCUGCUGCAGGCCUGGCUCGUGUCGCGGCAGCUGCGCGACAGCCGCGCCAGGACCACCUUCCAGCUGCAGGUCUCGAUCUUCAUCCUGAACUGCCUCUGCCUUCUGUUCUGGCAGUUCUCUCAGUUCAUAUUCCUCACUCAGACCGCCAUCUUCUUCGUAAUGGAACAGAUCCGCGUCAUCGACAUCAAAGCCCUCUGCAUCUUCCUACACUCACACUUCUGCGGCCUACACAUGGCCGUCCUACUCCUACAAGGCAACGACAUGCUAAAAUCGUCCUUAUACGCGUCCUUCUUCCUAGUAGUCUCCAUAUACUGUCUAUUUUUCAGUUCUUUACGCAUUAAGGUACAAAAUCGAGUGGAUUUGUUCGUCGAAGCUUGGUUAGUUGUUUUAAGAAUAGCCAUCGUGAUUGUCGCUUCAGUUUAUAUUAAGAAGUUGAUUAGUAAUUUUUUGGAGGUCGAAGAGGAUUCCCACGUUUGGGACAUUCUAUACUCGAAAUUCACGAAUUAUAAAUCAUUCCAUACGAUGAUCUACACGUGUUCAGACGUCUUUGACUUCUUACCGUGGAGUACAGUUAAAAACUUGUUCAAAUCAUUUCUCAUUCCAUUCGUUUUAUUAAGCGUUGUAAAUGUUUGCCACCGCUGGGCCUCAGACGCGGCCGAAGAAUGUAAGAAAGAGAUCAGAGACCAGACUUCGGUAGAAAAGGACGGAAAUACAACUGACGAGUCCGACUCUGGUAUUGAAAAUUCUGAUACGAAGCUACGUAAAAGAAUAACUGAUUUGGACGUUAUUGACAAGGGUGUGAAGUCUAAAUUGGAGGGUGAGGGUGAGCAGGACUUGCUGCUGAUGUAUCUGCGUCACUUGCGGGCCGAGCCGGCGAUAUUCUACAACAUCUCACAGAUGGCGGUGUUCGGUGUCAUGGCGGCGCUCGUCAUGCGACUCAAGAUACUGUUCGUGACGCAACUGUGCGUCGUCUCGUCACUCAUGAUGAACACGUCUUACUAUGUCAUACCAAAGCAGUAUCUCCGCUACCUGCCGUUCUUGUGGGUGGCAUGUAUGUCGCCUCUAGUGCAGCAUCUCUUCCACAGCGUGUCGUACGAGAUGUCACACAUCGGUGAGUUUAGCGACGUCCAGCAGGAGCAGCUGCUGCAGUGGAUCGCGUCGCAGACGGCGGCGGGCGCGGCCUUCGCGGGCUCCAUGCCGCUGCUGGCCUCCGUCAUGCUCAGCACGCGCCGGCCCAUCGUCGCGCACCCGCACUACGAGCACAGGGAGGCCAGAGAGCGCGCGUACGCUGUUCACAAGAUGUAUGGAAGGUUUUCGCCGCACGAGCUGUACCAGGAACUCAGCAAGCUGCGGGCCACGUACCUAGUCGUCGAGACCCGGUACUGCUACGGCAGGAGUAGUUCUGGGUGUUCGUGGCUGGACAUCUGGGACGCGGAGUGGCCGGCGCGGCGCGGGCAGGCGGUCGCGUGUCGCGCGCUGCUGUCGCGCCCCGUCGACCACUUCUACCCCGUCUUCAGGAACGACCACUACGCCGUCUUCAACGUGCACGACUACAGCGUACGAUACAUGCCCCGUAGUUUCGACACUUGACAUCAGGCGAACACACACACAGAUAAAGACUGACGUUAUUAUUAGAUAAUCAGGUGAAUGUAUUGUUCGUUAAGAAUAUUAAGAAUAUUAAGAAUAUUUAUUACUUAUUUAACGACCGUACAACUUUUUAAUCAUUUUGACAGGCAAAUGACGUCUGUCAACAAAUUAAACUUGUAAUCUUGACAGUUCGGUGACGGCUAAUAUAAUUGCGCAAUUAUAAAUAAUGUGCAUUAUUGUUGUCCGUAUCGUGCUAAUAUAUACUGGACUGGACUGGCCUGUUGGUCUAGUGGUAAGUGAGCCUGGCUCUAUUCUGGACGUUGAAGUGGUUUCUUAGGUUUACGCGAAUGUUAGACAUUGAAAUGAAACUACUUUUACGGAUUUUAUCGCGGUUUCAUUUUAGAUUUUAGUUCCCGACGUUUUGACACCUUUGCAGGUAUCAUGGUCAGGAGCAGACUAGACUAGAAUAGACUAAAAUCUAAAUUUUAAGUUAAAGUCUAAAAUUAAGUUUCAUUUUCAAGGUUGGAUUUCCAACUCAAGACAAAUGUUCAAUCCUUUGGUUUGUAUUCAAAGUAUAUUUAAUUAUUUUUAUCUGUUGUCUAGUACAAUAGUAAAAUCUUUGCUUAGUUUGAAACUAGAUGGCGUUGUUUGAAAGUCGUGCAAAAUAUUAUGUUUAAGAUUGAGCAAGAAAGCAGUUUUUUUUGCUGUAUUGUAAUGACUGAGUACUAUGCGUCUUGGGUUGUUGCGAAUUAUUAUGCGAAGUCGAUAAUAUUCGUGAUUGAAUGCAUGUAAUGGUAAGGAAAAUAUUAAAUCUCGGUCAGGACUCAAAAUUGCGACUCCUUGUUCAACGCACCGGUCGCUUUGCCAAAAUUUUGUGUAGAUAGCUGCCGGUCAAAGUCACAACUUCUGGUAUAACAGUCAGAGCAACUAAUUCCUAGAUUUAAUUUAUGUAUUAUAUUAAAUUAUAAUUGUAUUGAAAGGUUCGCAAUUAUUGUUUGUUCUGAGUCAGUGUGUUAUUAAUCUAUAACAUCUAUGUAUAUGUAUAAAAAUAUAUGUAAAGUAUUUGUCAGUUGCCUAGCGCUCAUACUACAAGUUUGUUUAGUUUAAGACUAGAUGGCGUUGUCUGAAAGUUGUGAAAUAUUAAUAAUUAAUAGAUUUAAAAUAUCUAAGAGCCCACGUUUUCAAAAGACACCAAAAAGUAACUCUAGAUUGAGUUUAAAAUUUCCAACCUGAACGACAAAACAACAAGAAAAGUGUAUAAAAACGUGGGAAAAUGUUAUAUUCGUGACCGGGGUCUGUUGAAUAUUUUUUGUGCCUAUUUCAUAUGUAUGCUUGUAAAUAAGUGAUAGGAAUCGAUUUAAGAUAAUGUUCCUAUUGAGUGUUAUGUAAAUGUAGUGUUGUGUGUGCAAUAGCCAACUUGUACUACGUAUAGAUACAAAAUUAAAAGUCCGUCACAUAGAUUAGUUAAAAAAUAUAUGACACUUAUUUUUUCCCUUAUCUAAAUAAUAAGUUAACUGAGCGUAGGGCUUGUGACGUAACGACUAACAAUCGCGUCACGUCACGAGUAAGUUCGAUUCACAACAAUAUGAUGUAAUUAUGUUUUUAUAAAAUAAACAUUAUUAUUUAUGAAACUAUAUGACAGACAUAAAAAUAUCAUCAUCCCUGUUCGUUAGCGCUGGACAAAAACUCUUGUGUUUACAAAAAUAUAUCACUUAAGUUUAUCUUUCUUGGUUGAAAACAAGUUUUUCAAUACAUUAUUAAGACAAGUUAGGCUCUACAAAAGUUUAUUUUUUUAAUUAAUAUUUAGUAAAUACUGUUCAUCGGGAUGAGAGUUUCAAGAGGUGAAUAGAUGAUAGUAUUUUAAGGGGUUGCGUUUGCUUACAUAAAAGUGCUUAUGAAUAGCUCGAGAAAUUUCAUAAAAUCUUUAUAUUUUGUCUUCUUAAACGAAUCUUAAUAAAAACUGUUUCUAUCCACCGCAAAAAUGCCUCUAUUCAUAACGUGAUUGUAAAGAAACAUCUUGGUGUCAUUUAUUUAAUUUUGUCUGUCUUUUGACUUAAGUACAGGUCGAGUUUUAAACGCAUGUGACUAUAGUACUGUAAGGCUCUACUCCAACUCCAAUCCAACCGCAAAUUGCAGUCGAAUGCGGUCCGUCUGUCUAGAGACUAAAUUUUACAUGUAAUAGACUCAACAGCUCGUUAAAGAAAGGAUAGUUUUUUCUCAUUUUGUAACAGUUACAAUAGUUACAAAAUGUUAUGAAGUCAGGAAACGUCUUAAGCUCAGUCACAGCUAUUAUCGUGAGAGUGCAUUCGUCGAGUAUAAUAGUGUCUGCCUGUCGCUCGUAGUUUUAAACCAUUUCGACAGUUGUCACACAAACCUGUCUUGUAUUGACGAAUGAAUAUUCUCUAUUUAAAUGAUUGUUAAUCCGCAACUAUCUUUCUUUAGCUUAAACUUGGGCCUACUAAAAUUUAAUUCGUUUUUUAUUCUGGCAAUACUUUGAAUUUGAACUGCCAAUAAGUCUGUAAAUAAAAGUAUUAACCAUUGUGAUUACUUACUGUAUGUAUAUAGAAAUGUCGAGUUUAUUUUAAAUAAAUCUAUUCUGUUAUA